AGGCCUGCGUGGUUGAACAGGGACCUGUUGGGUAUGCUCAAGCAGAAGAGGAGAGUUUGCAGGUCAUGGAGGCAGGGGCUGGCCACUUGGGAGGAAUAUAAGGCUGCUGUUAGAGGAUGCAGGAAGGCAGCUAGGAUAGCCAAGGCCCCCUAGAAUUACAGCUGGCGAGAGGGGUCAAGGACAGCAAAAAGAACUUUUUCAAAUACAUAGCAGAUAAAACUAACACCAGAGGCAAUGUAGGCCCACUGAUGAACGGGGUGGGUGCCCUGGUGGCAGAAGAUACAGAGGAGGCAGAAUUCCUGAAUGCCUUCUUUGUCUCUGUCUACUCUGCCGGAGGCCGUCCUGGGGAGCCCUGUACCCCUGAGACCCCGGAUGAAGCCAGGUCAGUGGAGGAGUUUGCUUUAGUCGAUGAGGACUGGGUUAGGGAGCAAUUAAAUAGUCUGGACAUCCAUAAAUCCACGGGUCCGGAGGGGAUGCACCCGCGGGUGCUGAGGGAGCCGGCUGAAGUCACUGCUGGACCGCUCUCCGUCAUCUUUGCCAAGUCUUGGGAAACAGGGGAGGUGCCCGAGGACUGGAGGAAAGCAAAUGUCACUGCAGUCUUCAAAAAGGGCAAGAAGGAGGACCCGGGUAAUUACAGACCGGUCAGCCUCACCUCUGUCCCUGGGAAAGUAAUGGAACAGCUUCUCCUUGGUGCCAUCUCAAGGCAUCUCAAGGAUAAGAGGGCUAUUAGGGGCAGUCAGCAUGGCUUUACCAAGGGUAAGUCGUGCUUGACCAACCUCAUAGCCUUUUAUGAGAAUGUAACAAGGUGGAUGGACGAUGGCAGAGCGGUGGAUGUGGUCUAUACCUUGACUUCAGUAACGCCUUUGCCACAGUCUCCCACAGCAUCCUCACAGCUCAGUUGAGGAGGUGUGGUCUGGACAAUAGAGCAGUGAGGUGGGUUGCAAACUGGCUUAAGGAGAGAAGCCAGAGAGCGGUAGUCAAUGGUGCGGAGUCCAGCUGGAGGCCAGUAUCCAGUGCAGUGCCUCAGGGGUCAGCGCUGGGGCCAAUGUUAUUCAAUAUAUUCAUUAACGAUUUGGACGAGGGAAUAGAGUGCACUAUCGGCAAGUUUGCUGAUGACACCAAGCUGGGAGGGGUGGCUGACACGCCAGAAGGCUGUGCUGCCAUCCAGAGACCUGGACAGGCUGGAGAGUUGGGCGGGGAAUAACCUGAUGAAAUUUAACAAGGGCAAGUGUAGAGUCCUGCACCUGGGCAGGAACAAGCCCAGGUUCCAGUGUAGGUUGGGAAAUUACAUAUUAGAGAGCAGUGUAGGGGAAAGGGACCUGGGGGUCCUGGUGGACAGCAGGGUGACCAUGAGCCAGCACUGGGCCCUUGUGGCCAGGAAGGCCAAUGGUACCUGGGGUGUAUUAGAAGGGGGGUGGCUAGUAGAUCGAGAGAGGUUCUCCUUCCCCUCUACUCUGCCCUGGUGAGACCACAUCUGGAAUAUUGUGUCCAGUUGUGGCCCCUCAGUUCCAGCAGGACAGGGAACUGCUGGAGAGGGUCCAGCGUAGGGCAACCAAGAUGAUUAAGGGAGUGGAGCAUCUCCCUUAUGAAGAAAGGCUGAGGGAGCUGGGGCUCUUUAGUUUGGAGAAGAGGAGACUAAGGGGGGACCUCAUUAAUGUUUAUAAAUAUAUAAAGGGUGAGUGCCAUGAGGAUGGAGCCAGGCUCUUCUCGGGGGCAAACAAUGAUAGGACAAAGGGUAAUGGGAGCUGGAGGAGGGGAUUGCUUUGGGGGCUUCAUCAGGGGUCUGGGACAUGCAGAGGCAGGGGGCCCAGCGGCUGUGUGCCCCCAAUCCAGGGUGCCCCCAUAGCCAUGACCUGGGUGCCGACAGCUGCCUCUGGCCAUUGAUUUCUUCGUUAUUUGCGUCCCCUUCGCUCUCCCGCCCCGCUGCAGCGAUGCUGGUGGGAGGGGGCGUUAAGAAACCCCCCCCACCCAGCACCCACCCCUGUGCUGCUGCUCCUUCUCUCUAGAUUUAUAUAUAUUAAAUAUAUAUUUUUAAAAAAUGAGGGGAGAAAAGACCAUCUAGAGGCUCUCAAGGGCCAGUGCCCUCCCCAGCAGUGUGUGCCCCCCACCCUAGAAAUAAUACCUAGAAAAUUGUUCCAGUGCGAUUCUCAGGGGAGCCCCCGCUCCCAACACCCUGGCCCGGGACCCCCCUGACCCCCCCACCUCCGCCAACCCAGUCUGGUCUCUGGCUGUCCAUGGUGGCCGUGGCUUUCUGGGGGGCAGGGGGUGGUGGAGGCCGUGGGCGGUGGGUGAGGAGGGGGCAGCCAGGCGGGCUGGGGGUUGUGGGUGAGGAAGCCCAGUAGGGACUGAAGCUCCCGGGGGCACAGGCCAUGGAGGUGAUGGGGCUGAUGCUGCUCUGUGGCUCUCGGGGGUUCGCAGCUUGGAGAACGUGGCCAGAGCGUCGGGGAAGUUGGGUGGCGUGGCCGGUGUGUUGCUGGGGGUGCACAUCUGCGGGGGUGUCAGAUCGGCCAUGGAUGGUUUUUGGAGUCCCAACCUGCCAACUCCCCAUCACUGAAGAUCUGGCUGCAUCCCGCACCAGGGGAUGCUCGAAGGCCAGCUCUGGUGGGUAUUGGGGUACCCAGCGCUGCAGGGUCUGGGUGGCACCCCCAGAACGUGGGGGCUGCCUGGGGAGGAUCUCCAGCCCAGGCAGGGCCAGCUUGGGCUGCGAAGAACAGUUUGGACCAUCCAGGGUGCUUAGAGCGCUGGGGUGCAGCGGGUUUGGGGAGGGGACACUGCUCUGAUGCCAGCUGCCCUGGGCAGGGAUGAGGUGAUGCAAUGAGGACCAGCACGAUGGGUGGGGAGAGUUUUGGGGUCCCUCAGGACCCUCUUCACCCGGCUCCCUGUCCCCUGCUCCACUUCGCACCCCAUUAGGACACAGAAAGUCAGGCAGGGCCCCCGGGACACGAGGCGCUGGCCGGGCCCCUCGCGGUUCCCGGCACGGCCCCUGCUUUCUGAGCACUGAGCUGAAUUUAGUGCCCUCCCCACCUCCCCCCCGGACAGACCCGGCCCUUUUUGAGGCCAGUCUUGCCAAAAACCCCAGGAGCUCACGAUGAAAAUGAGAAGUUAAAUGAUUUCUCACAACACCAUUCAACACAAGAACCGAGAGGUUUUUGACACCUGCUUCCUUGUCGGUGUCCUACUGAGCACUAGCACAAAGCCAAGAGUGUUGCUCAGCAGCACCAACCGCGUCUGCCAGGAAUUAAUCUUCAACAUGAACCAGGGGCAGCAGAAGGCAAUCACCAGCACCACAGACAGCAAAGGAGAAGUCUGCAAGAUCCCAUAAGGCUGGAAUAGACUGUUGGCAUCUGCUCUCCACGGCAAAAGUGGAGGAGAGCGUAGAGGGAAAAGAAAUGAAAGUCAUUGACAGUGAAAAAUGCGUGGCGAAACACAGGAGGUUCUGACACAAGAAGACCCUCCCAGGAGCAAGCCAUGACUUCUGGAUCCAGCAUCUCUGGCCCGGGAUGAACGCUUGCCCAUUGCCGUGCGGCCACUUGGGGUGCAAAACUGGGGUUUGAGAGGGGCUGUUGCCCCCCAGUGUCUUGCUCUGCCUGGAGAUGUCUGUGCAGAGGUCCCUGGACAGGACGCCUCUUCCUCAGUCAGCGCUGGCAAAGGCCAUCUGGGGACACGCUCCGUCCUCUGGAACUCUUCCUUGUGUGACUCGCAGCUCACGUGUGACAGCGCUGCUCCAAACUUGGCCAUCUCUAAGGACCGGCUUUCUUUGGGAUGUGGGGUUCACUCUCAGAGGAAUCAUGGCAGCCCUGCUUUCUGUGUUGGGGUCUCCCUUUCAGCUAUGGAGCAGCUUCAGUUCGCAGUGCAAAAGGAUCUUGCAAUGGCUGUGUAGCUAGCAGCAGCGUUUCUGAAGCAUCAGAGGAGAUGUCAGAGCCAUGAGGCUGAGGGACGGGACUCCCAGCACAAGGUUGCCCGUGUUUCAAAAGGGAGGCAGCCGUGCCAGCUGGAGAACCUCUCUCGCAGCUCCAUCCCCAGCAAAGAGCUGUCUCUAGAGCAGUUCGUGCUGCUUACAGGCAAGAUCAGCCUUUGCAUUUGAACCACCUUCUUGCAGAGGUGACAGGAAACAUCCUCUGGUUUAUGUUGUUCUAGCUGCAAAGGCCAGAGCAGUGUUCAUGAGGGAGCAAGCGAUGAGCACAUUUCCUGGUCAGCAGCCGGUGGCUCAUGCCAACGGUCAAGAGAGGCAGAAGAAAUCCCUUCAGAACAGCUCCCUCUCAAAAGACAUCCUUCUGCUUGAUGAACCGCAGGGAAAGGCAUCCUAAACCAGGCACUUUGACCUUGUUUUCAGCCCAGGUUCCCAGUGCUGGUGCACUCGUGAGCCAGUCGCUGCCCAUCUGCCACCAAGGGGAAUCGCCUCCGAGGCCAACUGUGCCAUGGGGAAAGGAAAGGGUGAGACGUCGGGAGAGUUUCAUUUAGUGCACAACACGGAUAAAGCCAUUCUCUCUGCAAUUAAAACUGAGGGUAUUUAAUUGAGUGAAAUGAGAUUUCAUUCCCCAUGACCUGUCUGAUUGUACUUUGAAUCUGGGCACGGGCUGCAGUGACCUGCCACAACAUUUGAGGUGUCACCAGCUGCAUUGUGGGUGGUAAAGUGGGAAAGGCAGGAGGGAGCCUCAGCAUCUCCCAUCCCAUGGGUGACUUCAUCACAAAGGACCAGGGCGGCGCCCGCUGGCUCCUGGGGCGGCUGUUGCCAGGCAACAGAGACACUAUAUUGUCCCCUGUCACCUGUGCCCCUCGCCCAUUUGGUCACUGGCCGUGGUGGGAUCACUUGCCGUGGUGGGAUCACUGUGGUGGUGGACUCAUUUUGGCAGUUGGAUCGCUUUCGUGGUGGGAUCGCUAUUGGUGGUUGCACCACUUUUGGUGGUAGGAUCGCUACUGGUGGUUGAACCACUUCUGGUGGUUGAACUGCUGUUGGUGGUUUUAUCACUUUCGGAACUUGGAUCUGUUUGGCGACUGGAUCACUUUCAUCACUCGGAUUGCUUUUGGCACUUGGAUCUGUUUGGUGACUGGAUCACUUUCUGUGGCAAGAAGGAGGAGGAGAAAGGCUGCUGGCUGCCCAUCCCUCCAACAUCAUCUCCGGACAGAAGAGCUCCCGUCUUCCCACAUCCAGUUCAGUGUUUUCGGGCAGAGCAGCAGCGAUGGCCACACGUGGACUGCUGGAGAUGCUGAACGCCGCCAUGGGGACACCCCAUUUGGGGGUUGUCGACUUGGUGGCACUGCACAAAUUGCUUGAGGCCAUCAUCGGGCAGCUGGGCCAGCAGGAGCUGUCUGUCCUGGAGCCAGGGCAGAGCCCGACCCCCGGCCUGGCAAAGGAUCAGGACAGCAAGGCCCAGCCUGGCCAGGAGAAGGAGGAGGAUGGAGCCCUGGGCACAGGGCAGCACCUCUGGAAACCAAAGCAGCAGCUGGAUGAGAAGGACACGCUGGAGGGGACCGGGAGCAACUCCAAGGUCUCCUCCGUGGCCAAGGAGGCCAUGCCAAAAACAACGGAAGAGGAGAAGAGAGAUGUCCCCAAGAAAAGGGCUUCGCUCCAGGACCUGUGGGAGGAGAUCAGCAAGUUUAAGGAGGCGCAGUCCAGCCUGGAACAGGACGUGCGGGAGAUGAAGGAGGCCAUGCAGGAGGCGCAUUCUGGCCUGGAACAGGACAUCCAGGAGGUGAAGGAGGCGCAUGUCGGCCUGGCAGAGGACAUGCAUGCCCUGCAGGAGGCGCAUUCCGGCCUGGCGGAGGACAUCCAGGAGAUCCAGGAGACGCUUGGCCUGGAGGGUGGUGGGGGCCAGUCUGCCCCCGCUGAGCCCACCCAGGUGGCCAUGGACAGCCAGGCCAGGAGGAGCUCAGCACUGGAGCCAAAGGGACGUGGGACACAGCCUGGGAUGGAGACCAGCAAGGGGACUGCAGGGUCUGGCUCCCCGGGGAUGCAAGCAGGGAUACAGGGGCAACCAGCGACCCCUGUGAAGUUGUCAGGCGCUCCCUCCAUUCACAAGAGGUCUAUUGGUGCCAACGCCACCACCCCGGGGAUGCAGCCAGGAUCCCCGGGCACCCAGGCCAGCACCUCCCUGGGGACACAACCAGGGGCCCCUGAUGCCCAGGCCAGCACCGCGGGGAUGCAGGCAGGAUCCCCUGGGACCCACACCACCACCCCUGGGGUGCAGCCUGGGUCCUCCAGCUCCAAAGCCACCAUCCCAGGGGAUGCCCAAGAGCCGGCCAAGCCCUGGGGCUCCACCAGCACCUCAAGCUACGAGUCGGAGAUGCGGGAGGUGCUGUCACAGGUUGGGCAGCUCGGCCAGCUCUGCGCUGGUCUGAAGGAACAGGUGGAGCAGCUUAAAUCUACAAAAGCAGAAAGCGCAGAUCUUGAGGACGUGCGCCGGCUCUUCCCAAAGGGAGGCCGGCAGAGCAUCACCAGCAUCCUGGCCGACCUCAGGUGCCAGGUGUCCUUCCUGCAGGACAUGGCCAGGGCCCUCCACGGGGAGAAGGAGAAGAUCAGCAAGGUGGAGGAUGCUCCCAGAAAGACGAGGGGGUCUGGAGCCGGUAGGAAAGCAGACGGCAGUGGCCAGAUGACCCAACAGCCGCGGCCCAAGGGACAGAAGGUCAAGGCAGAGCGCAAGGAGCUGGGGAAGCAGCAGGAGCCAACCCAGGCCGAGCUGGAGCAGUUUGCGGCCAAGUACGUGAAUAAGUUGGUGAUGGAGGCAGCACAGCAGCUGCAGGCAGAGCAGGUGGACGAGCCGAGGACGACGGCGCAGAGCGGGGGACACGAACACGCAGGGUGCCACGUCUGCAGCCCGGACACCAGGGUGCUGCUGGGGAAGCUCCUCCAGCGCUGCGAGAAGCUCGAGGAGCAGGUGGAGUCCCUGGUCCAGAAGGCGGGCAGCAAGGUGGAGAGUCAUCCGAAGUGGAGGAGACAGUCCCUGCAGCAGGACGAGCAACUCAAGUGCCUCCAGGCCAGCAUCAUGCAGCUACAAAAGGACUAUGAGAAGUUGAGCUCGGCCCUUGCAAACCUCCAGCAGGAUCGUCAGCAGAAGCAGAAUGACAUCAAGGCUCUGUCCCAGGCCCUGGGGAGGCUGGAGAAGAAGCAAGCAGACAAGGAGGAGCUGCUGGUGCUGGGAAUCGAUGAGAAAGCAGACAAAGCCGCCCUGGCUGACAAAGUCAGUCGCAGCCAGCUUGAGGCGUGCGAGGAGCGGCUGACCAAGAUGAUGGAGGAGGUGACGAGCCGGGUGACGGGCCAGGAGAACGGCUGGCUCCAGUUCCAGAAAGAGCUGCAGAGACAGAUGGACUGCAAGCUGGACCGCCGGGAGCUGGGGGCGUUCCGGCAGCAGCAGGAGGAGCGGUGGAAGAGCCUCAGCGGGCAGCUCCAGGAGAAGGCGCUGCAGGCAGAGCGUGACGAUGCCGCUGGGAUUAGGAAGCAGCUGCUGCCCGGUUUCCAUUGCCUGUCCUGCGACCGGCCCCUCAACAUGCUGGCACCUGGACCGGAGCGGACGGGCGAGUGUAGAUACCCCACUGUUCCGCGGAGCUGCGGAGGCCAACACACCGUCACGCCCCCGCGUUUCCAGCCCAAACCGCCCAGCACCCCACGGCCAUCCAAACCCAGUGCCCGCAGCCCCAACAAGAAGGACGCGAUGCAGCUGUCGGGCCAGGACGGCACUGAUGGGAACCAGCAGGACGAGCAGCUCUCCAUGAUGGGGGGCUCUGAGCUGCCCACAAUGCCAAGGGCCACCCCAGACACCUCGACCUCCAGGAACCGGCCAAGCACCCGCUCCUCGCUGAGAUCAGCCGUGCUGCAGCACCUACCAGUCUCGUCUCCCAGACGCUUCACCCUGGCACCGCAGCUGCUGCCGCCCAUCCAGCCCCCCCGCCGUGAACCAACCCCCUGACAGCCGGGCAGGACGGGGUCCCGGCCCCGGUCCCACCGCCCCGGGCACUGAGCAGGCAGCGGCUGCAAUAAAUGGCGAUGGGAAACCAAGCACCGGUGUGGUCUGAGAGGAGUCCCUGGGGCAGGAUGGCAGAAAGCCCCGCUGUGUUUGCUUUUUCAGGAGAAAAAUAAGUGCUAAAAAGGCGCUUUGGGGGUGCCCAGGUGGAUCCAGUUGGUAUCCAGGCCCCCCAGAAGGAGCACGGGGAGCAAACCAGUUGGCACCAGGGCAGAGCCAGCAGAGGCCCAUCCUGCCCCCGGGUGGGGCUGAGGUGUCCAUGGGCUUCAGAAACACCCCUGGGACUAACUGGGGGGACGGGGUGAGGGGGGAACCAGGGGGCUGUGCAAGAAGCCGGGCUGGCUGUCGGCAGCCGGAGGAGGGGAGCGCUUUGCGCUUUGCUCUGGGUCAGGGGAUCCAGAACUGGGGGAUGCAGCAGCUUCGUGCCCCGCCCCGGGGUGCCCACGGCCGCCGUGUCGCAGCGCUUUGCAGUCGCAGGAAAGCACCGGGCAGCUCUAGUUGAUGGACGCUCUGGUCAUGCCCACACCCCCCGGCCGACAGACGGGGCCCUCGUUUAAUGAAACGCCUCGGACCAGAGAAGCUUCUAGAGCACUGACCAUAUACGGGCCCAGCUCGGAUUCCCUUGGGCUUUAAAAGGAGCCUAUGGGAGCUUCUGGCAGUUUGUGUGCGGGGCUGUGGGGCAGAGGGUUGUCCUCAGACAACAGGGAACAGAGAACAGGGAAAAUGGUUUACUCACACCUGGGAGUCCUAAAGCAGGGGCUGACAUCAAAGCCUUUUUAAGUUCUUAAAGGUUCGUGUGGCUUCCUUAUUGCAUUGCAGGUGUCUCUGGUCCACAGGGUCCAGGUCACGCACGUCUCCUUGGUUCUAGUAGUGAUUAAAAUGUCAUCCACAUAUUGUAGCAUCUGUCCCUCAUCAGACGGGGCUUCCAGGCCAGGCGGCGACUGUCCCCCCGCUUCAGCCCCCGCGGGCGGCGAGCCCGGAGGAGAGGAGCUGCAGCUCCAGCUCCAGCAGCCGCCGCUUUCCCCCCCGACACCUUUUUCCGCCGCUUUAGCAGCCAGUCAGCUUUUUACUUCUUUUCUUCUGGCCGCAGCUUAUGGGGGGGGAGCUGCCGGGCCUGAACUUCAUGUUCAAACUUCACAGCACAGGCUUGGGCUCCUCUUGCCCUUUUUCUUCAUUUAAUUCCUGUGACUAUAAACUUUAUAUGCAAUUUCAGUUAGCUGAGCAAUACUUACAUCCCUCAGCUCCUACCUUCUGUAAUUUCUUACGGAUGUCAAUAAACAGCAUAUUAAGCGUCAAUCCCUUCCAUUAAUUUUAGAUCCAAAUCAAUGUGUUCGCAGAACAACACUAACUGCAAUACAGCUAACCCAGAAUUUCACAUUCAAAUCACUUCCCCCACUAAUUUACUCGCACGUGCACAGAUGCAUCUGAAGGGGGAGCAAGGUGGUACUUUAGUAAUGGAACCGGUUCUCAUUUUGUAAUUACCUCCCCAAACAAAUUCUUUUGAUACCAAAUAUAAAUAUAUGACGUAAAUAUUGCUCCUGCUAACGUUGUCGGCGCGGCUUCUUUCCUCAGGGGAUCCGUCCGGCAGUCGGUGGCCCACGGUUGCUCGGCAACAGCAGAAGCGGAUUGAAGGGACCGGCCGCUGGAGGAUGCCGAAGCCUCCCGGGUCAGCGAUGGGAGCAGCUUUGCGUAAAGCGAGGGGUACGUGAAGCCGGGCGUGCGGUGCCGACCGCCCAGCAGAUGCCGGUCCCUGUUUUCUCUUCCCGCUUUUGAAGAGAAGCUGCCGAGUCAGCGUACGCUGCGGUGAAGUUCUACAAGAUGCGGCCCUCAGGAACCGGUUGCUGUGGGGUUGCUCGUGCGGCCAGCUUUUGGUGUCGGUUGUUCCGGCGCUCCGUCGCGGUGUAGAGCCGGCCCCGUACGUAGCGGUGAGGCGUACCGCAGUUCGGUUUGAUUCUCGGAUAGGCCUCGGCUCUGACUGUGCACUCGAACGCCAAAACCUACAGCGGAAGCUGCGGUGGCUUUAGCGUGCAAGGGGCGCGAGCGCCGUGAAGCCGCCCGUGUGGCCGAGCGUCCCGAUCGCGGCGCUGAGCGUUAGACGGACUUGAGCCGCGUGCCGGAAUCGUUUUGUUUUGGAGAGGGCGGGAUAAACUUGGAGCACAACUUGUGAGGGCGGUACGUCGUGGGCAGGUUUUAGUAUUGCCUGUGGAGUGCCGCUAGAAGCGUUCGUAGUUCUUGCUUGUCUCUGUUACAAGGUGAGCCGUGUCGUCCUGCGUGACGCGUAACGGGAGGACGGCGCGGUAGCGGUGCUCUGCACAAGAGCCCGUUGUGGGUAUUUUAGCUCGCGGGAAAGGGAUUGGGGAACCACCUGGUGGUAAUGCGAGGAGAGCAGCCCUGGCGGAAUCUGAGGAGCCGAGGCCAUUGUAUAAAUGGGACAAGGAAGGAAAGGCUGCGGGCAAAGCGCGGUGCUGCACCCGGCCGCCCCAACGCGGAACUCUAAUGUGGAAUUCCUGUGUUUCAGAGGGGGAGCUGUGACCGCCCCGUGCUCAGCAGACCCCCCAGCCCGGGUGGGGGGAGCAGCGCCGGAGCGGGAGACGCGGCUCCGUCCUCCGUCCCCAGCGUGCCGGGGGGCGGCUGCCGGCCUGUGGGACGUGGCUGCGGCUGUUCGGGGCGCUGCCCCCCCAUGUUUGGGCGCUCUGGUAUGUACAUAGGUAAAUGGCGUUUUAAAGUAAUGUGCUGCCCGCUGGGGCUGUUUUCCUUUUCUACCUUUUUUUUUUUGAGUGAAUAAAUGGGGGGACUCGGGGGGUGACGAUGAUGUUGCUGGAGGAGCAGGCCAGUGAGAGAUGGGGGCUUUCAGCCCCAAAAUGCCUGAACAAUCAUGGGUGGGGUGUUUAGUGGUACUGUGGGGAGGAGAAAUUUCUCCCUGUCCGUUGCAGAGAAAACAGAACAAUCCCACAUCAAAGCUGUCCUAGAGAAGUACUUGCUGUUUGUCAUUCCGGUUCUAGAGCAGCCCGAUGUGCUGUUAAAGGUUGUGGUGGUGCGGGUCAGGGAUCCCCAGGCUGUGCCGAGACCGCAGGACGGCUGCUGGUGGAACAAAGUCAAGGACAACUUCUCAGAGACAGGCGAUCCGGAGGGAAAGAAGGACAGAGAGAAGAGAGUUGGAAAAACUGACAAUGUUUUACUAAUGCUAUAUUAAGAGUAGAGAAAAUAAUACAAAACCAAUCCUGAAAGUCUCAGCAACUGCAGAGCCGGCACCUGAAGUCCUGGACUGGACUCUGCAGCCAACCGGAGCUGGAUUCAGUCUCUCAGCAGGCCUCAGUUUGCAGGGACGACUAGCAAGGUCCUCUCCUAAUGUCACCAUAAGCAGAAGGGACGAAAAGGGGCAAAGAGGACAAGAUCCUCAUGAUCUGCCACUUCUAUAUGAAGUAUUCAUGUGAAGGGGAUGUUAUACACAGUUGGUCAGUUUGUUGGUCACCUGUUUCUUGUUGCUCCUCUUGCAAGAUGUGAAUCUGUCCUUAUCAACAAGUAAGCAUUCCAUUGCAAUGUUUAUCAAAACAUGUAUGUAUCUGGUUCUCCAGGAAAAUGCAGCUAAUAUGAAGCUUUAGCUGACAGGCAAAUUCACUGAAAGAGAAACUUGUUUUUUAACAAAACCAGGACAGCCCCCUCCCCAAUCCCCUCAGGACUCCUCUGAUUCCCAUCUGCUCCUCUCAGGACAGCUGAGCUUGUCUUUUGGGGCCCCUGAGAGCCCCCAUUUACCUUCUUUUACCUACCUUUGUUGUUGUUCCCAGCCUAUCCUGGUGUUUUCCAUCCUUCAGGACUUACUUAUUACUGUUGUGAGAGUCCGAGAGAAAAGGAGGAGUGUCUGUGACUUACAACUGUCGUUGUUGAUCUACAGUGUUUUAGAGACGGAUUCUUGCAGGAUCUAUUUCUGGUUCGUCCUUCACUCCUCCCCAGACCGCAGCACUGGUCCGAGUUCCCCAGCACACGUGUGUGUGUCCAGCCGUUUAGAAUUAAAACUUAAAUAAGAUCAACCAGAAGAUUCUUUGGGAGUGAGUAAUGCCUGUCAUCUACUCUAGCUGUUACUCAAAACUCUGCAGACAGUAAUUAUCCCCAAUUUAUGUAGUAAAAUUUAAAAGAGUGGAAUAUAAAUACUGGAGCGCUAAUUGGAAGUAAUACCUGUAGAGAAAAAAACCUCUAGUUUAUAUCUACAAUAAAAAAUAAUGUGUGCUAGUAAAUCCGCCUGGUAGUAAUGUAAUGAUAAACAUGUUAAAGUGUAAAUAGAUGAAAUUAUAUAGGCAUGAGCAAGAAGUAAAUUUAAUUUCAGCUAUUACUUGGUGAACUAGGCAGCAGUUGUUCCCAAUCUGAAUGCUAGUUUAAAAAACACAUUGUUUGGAAUUCCUUUUAAAUGAUAAAGGCAGAAAACUAAUGUGGAGUCAUUGGUAGCUUCAUUUGAACAACCGUUAUGAAAUAAACCGCAGACAUGAAUGACUGCAUAGGAAACAAAGUGAGGAAGCUUUAGAUUUUAAACAGCAUUGGGAAGUGAUCGGGAGUAUUUAGUAUUUAAAUUAUAACAGAGCCACGAGAUUGGAGGCAACAAAGCUCAGAACCAAACAGAGUCAAAACGUUACAUUUCUUUUUUUAAAGAGAAGUAUAAAGGAACCACGAAGUAGUGGCUGUUUAUAAACAGAGGUAUUAAAAAGUUCCCAGGCAGUAAUGAUUCCCAACAGAACACUAAAAGAUAUUUAGAUGUAAAAUAAUAUUAGAAAACAGUUAUGACAGUCUGAAUUUAACCACAGCUUUUUUGGGGUUGUGCAAAAACAUGACCGCUAUUAAUUACCUCUGAGUUAAAAUAAAAAGACAUCAAACUAGCUCUGAUUAACAACAGCUAAUUUUAAUUUUUCAGUGUGCUAUCCAGUCCGGCUUCUCCCUCCAAGGGCGUGGUCUGAGAAAGCCACACCCCCAACUCCCCCCCGUCCAAGCUCCGCCCCUGCCAGUCUGUGCCCUCCCCGAGGCGCGUGUCCCUUACAGACCCCUCCCAGCAGCAUAAUGCAUCGAAGCCCCGCCCGCGGCUCCACCCCUAAUCUCAGCCCCUGCUAAACCACGCCCCCUCAGAGCACGUGCUGUACAGAGCCCACUCUACUCUCGGCUCCACCCCUCCCUUCCUAAGCUACGCCCUCUUUGGGCGUGUCUUUCUCCCUACCCCAAGCGGCUCCUCCUAUGGGGGUGUGACACACGGAGGCCCCACCCCCUGCCCAGUUCCCCCAGGUGGGCCUCCCAAUGGGCGUGUCCUCCCAGUCCACGCCCCUCAGCACGGAUCCCACCCCCGUGGGUGGGGCUACACCCAGCUGCGCGCGCGGCCCCCCCACCCAUGUGUGACCCUCAGUAACCCCAUGGCAGCCCUAUGGCUGCCCCACAGGUACCGCUACAGCAGCCCUGCUCCUGCCCCGCAAGAGCUCCAGACACGCCUCUGCAGAGCCCCCACAGCAGCCACUUCAGUGCCCCACAGCUAUCACCGCAGCCGCCCCAUCGCGUCCCACGGCCGCCGCUGCGGGACCCCUUGAGCCCCCGGCCCCACACCCGCCCCGCAGCCCCACAGCGCGCGGUCUCGCAGCCGCGGUGCCGGUGAAGCCACGUGCCGGCCGCGGCCGGAGGAGCCGCCGGUUUUCCCCCCCCACACCCCGAUCGCUGCUGCCGCGGCCGGAGGAGCCGCCCGUUUCCCCCCCCCCCCCACACCCCCCGAUCGCUGCUGCCGCGGCCGGAGGAGCCGCCGGUUUCCCCCCCUCACACCCCCCUAUCGCUGCUGCUGCCGCGGCCGGAGGAGCCGCCGGUUUUCCGCCCAGCCCCGACUCUCCUCCUUCCUCCUCAAUCGCCGCUGCAUGCCGCCACGAUGUCUUCUCUUCCGCCAUCUUGUUUCCCCCUUCUGCUCUCAUUCGCUAUUUUAUACCGAGGGAGGGAGGAGGCGCUCGCUGAUUGGCUGACAGUGUGAGCCUCGGAAGUCGUCCAUUGGCUCAUCCCCACGAGGGGUUCUCCGAGGGGGUGGGAGAAAGGCGCUGAUUGGUCACCGUGUCGCUGAGGGGAGGAAGGCACUGAUUGGUCACUUUCCGCCGAAGUUCGCCCUCCCAGUAACAGGCGCUGAUUCGCUAGCGCCCCUGAGGUAGAAAAGGCGCUGAUUGGUCGGCGUUUUCUCGCCGACGUUAGCCCACAGCAACGAAGCGCUGAUUGGGCAGCGCGGCUGACGGGGCGGCUCGGCCAUUGGCAGGAGGGCGGGCGGGGGGCGGGACCGGGCGGGACAACGAGGUAAUAAAUGGGGCGGCGCAGAACGCGCGGAGGACCAGAAAGGCGGAGGCGGCAGCGGCAGCGCGAGCUCAUGGUCCCCCCCCCCCGCCCCCCCGCGGCGGGAAACCCGAGAACGGCAGGAACGGCGGCCGGAAUCAGUUAACGGGGCGGGUCAGGGCGGUAAUUAUCGUGCGGGUGUUAAUUGGGGCUCGGCGGGUUAAUGAGUGACCGGUGGGCUGGGGUGUAUCUGGGGGUUUUGAUCGGAACUGGGGUUUUAAAGCCGCGGGUUUGUGGGGGGGGGGGGGGGGGGCGGGGGCGAUUAAGGCUCCCGGAGCCGCUUUAGCGGCUUAAAUAGUUGUGUUGAACGCGGGAGGAGCCGGUUCGGGGCUUUUCUCAGCAAGCGGGGCUGGUUUGGGUCUAAUUAGGCUUUUAAAAGAUGUUUUUACGUAAUUUUUGGGUGCCGAUUUGUGCCAGAAGGCGCCUUUGAAAUCUGUUUAUUGAGGGUUUAUCAGGAGAAUUAAAGUUUAAAGCUCGGGGAGAUUUGGGGCUUUUCCCCGGGAUUUUGAGUCCAAAUCGGUUUUUUUAGAGCCCUUAUUUAUUUAAAUUGUUAUGUUUAAAGGGUUUAUUUGAGGUUUUAUUUGGAACAUUUUGGGCGGGUUUGAGGCUCCUAAGAUUUAAUUGUUGGUUUAUUAUUUGAUUUAUUAUUUCACUGCGGUUCGGGGCUCCUGAAGACGCUGAGUUGUUUCAAUUAUUUAGCGCUGUGAGGAGCCGUUUUGGGGCCGUUGGGGUCUAAAUCGGCUUUUUGAAAGGUUUAUUUAACGCGUUUAAAGUUUGAGGGGCCGAUUUGCGACUUUAAAGCUUUUUGAAUCUACUUAUUGAUAAGAAUUUAUACAAUAGAUUAAUAUUUAAAGCCCGGGGGGAGAUUUGGGGCUGUUUCCCAGGAUUGCGAGUCCAAAUGCGUUUUUUUCUGUUAACCGCUUAUUAAUUUAAAUUAUUAUAUUUAAACGGGGCUUUUUGAGGUUUUAUGAGGGUUUUUUUGAGCAUUUUGGGCGGUUCUGAGGCUCCUAAAGCCGCUUAAUUGUUUAAAUUAUUAAUUGUUAAAAUAAUGUAAGUAGUUGUUGAAAUAAGUGUGUAAGUUAUUGUAUUUAAAGCCGGGAGGGGCAUUUCGUUGCUUUUUAGGGGGUUUUAGGGCUGAAUUCACUUCAUUGAACGUGUCUAGAGCUGGGGGUCCCAGAUCUGGUGCUGAUUUGGCCCCAAAAAAAGCUUUAAAAAUGUAUUUAUUUAUAUAAUUUACUGAAUUAAUAUUUAAGCGGGAACAUGUUCGGCUUUUUUAACCCGCCGCCAUUUUGUCUCCCCCGUCCCGCUCUCCCUCACGCUGAGGGGGCCGAGGAGACGCUCGCUGAUUGGCCGGUGCCGUCUGGCGGGAAAGCCUCCCCCGGCUCAGCCCCGCUCGGCUGUCUCCGAGGGAGAGAAAGGCGCUGAUUGGUCGCUGCCUCUGAGGAGAGAAAGGCGCUGAUUGGUCGCCGCCUCCCUAAACCCACCUCCUGCGCAGAGAACAGCGACGGCAGCCUGGCCACGCCCCCUCCGGCUGACCGCGCCCCCCGCUCCGGCUGACCGCGCGUGCCCCCCCCGCAACUCGGCUGACCGCGUGCCCCCCCCAACUCCGGCUGACUGUGCCCCCCCGCCCCCCGGCUGACCGCGUGCCCCCCCCACUGCACUCCUGCUGACUGUGCGCCCCCCCCACCUCCUCCGGCUGGCCACAUCUCCACUGCACACCAUGGCGGGGAUGGGGCGGGGGGGGAUCACAAGGGUCUAUGGGGCGGUGUGGGGGUCAGGGCGGCUGUGGGGUCAAUGGGGUUGUUGUGGGGUGAAACACCCCUGAAGAGGCUGAACCCCCUACAGGUGAGUGACCCACACAGUGCCCCACAGUGCCCCAUAGCACCUCCAUUCUGCCCUACGGAUCCACAACACUGCCCCACAGCACCCUAUAGCUCCUGCUUGCUAUCCCACAGCACCCCAUGGCUUCUCCACUCUGCCCCAUAUGUCUACAGCAGUGCCACAGAGUACCUCAUAUGUCUUCCACUCUGCCCCGUGGGUGCAGAGUGCUGCCCUACAGCACCCUAUAGCUCCUGUACUCUGCCCCAUAGAUCUACAGUGCUGUCCCACAGCACCCUAUAGCUCAUCUGGCCUAUAGACCCACUGUACUGCCCUACAAUGCCCCAUGGCUCCUACACUCUGCCCCAUAGACCCACAACACUGCCUCACAACACCCCAUUGCUCCUGCACUCUGCCCCAUGGAUGCCCAGUACUGCCCCACAGCACCAUAUAGGUCCUGUACUCUGCCCCAUAUAUCCACAGGAGUGCCCUGCAGCACCCCAUGGCUCCUGCACUCUGCCCCAUGGAUGCCCAGUACUGCCCAACAGCACCAUAUAGGUCCUGUACUCUGCCCCAUACAUCCACAGGAGUGCCCCCCAGCACCCUAUGGCUCCUGCAUUCUGACCCAUGGAUGCCCAGUACUGCCCCACAGCACCAUAUAGGUCCUGUACUCUGCCCCAUACAUCCACAGGAGUGCCCCCCAGCACCCCAUGGCUCCUGCACUCUGCCCCAUGGAUGCCCAGUACUGCCCCACAGCACCAUAUAGGUCCUGUACUCUGCCCCAUACAUCCACAGGAGUGCCCCCCAGCACCCUAUGGCUCCUGCAUUCUGACCCAUGGAUGCCCAGUACUGCCCCACAGCACCGUAUAGCUCCUCUACUCUGCCCCAUACAUCCACAGGAGUGCCCCCCAGCACCCCAUAGUGACUCUACUCUUCCCCAUAGACCCACAGUGCUGCCGCACAGGACUCUACCCUGCCCCUUAGACCCAGAGAGCUGCCCCACAGCAGCCUGUAGGUGCUGCGUUCUGCCCCAUUGGUGCAAAGUGCUGCCCCACAGCGCCCCACACCUCUGUCCACCUGACCACCCUUCCCUCCUGACUGCGCCUGCACUGCCCACUAUGGGUGGGUCACAAGGGUCUAUGGGGUGGUGUGGGGGUCAAGGCAGCUGUGGGGUCAAUGGGGUUGUUGUGGUGUGAAACACCCCUGAAGAGGCUGAACCCCCUACAGGUGAGUGACCCACACAGUGACCCACAGCAGCCCAUAGCCCCUCUGCCCUAUAGAGUCACUGCACCCCAUAGCUGCUUUUACUCUGCCCCAUAAAUGGACAGCAGUGCUGCACAGCACCCUAAGUCUCCACUGUGCCCCAUAGACACACAGUGCUGUCCCACAGCACCCCAUAUCUUGUUCACUCUGCCCUAUAGACCCACAGUGUAACCCUACAGCACCCCAUAGUUCCUCUGCCCUAUAGAUCAACAGCACUGUUCCAGAAAACACCAUAGCUUCUUCCCAGUAGCCCAUAGGCCAGCAAUUCUGCCCUACAGCGCACUAGCUCCUGCACCCUGCCCCAUAGACCCACAGCAGUGCCCCACAGAUCCAGUCUGCCCUAUACAGCCACAGCACUGCUCUGCAGCACCAUAUACUUCCAGCACUCUGGCCCAUUGAUAUGUAGCACCCCACAGCUGCUGCAUUCUGCCCAUAGAUCGACGUUCCUGGGUCCCCUCACCCCACCAGCUGUCCUGGGUUGCGAUGCUGCACGGGGCCCUGUGCACAACAAAAUGAGGACAGCAUGGCUGCUGGGCGCCACCCUGCUUGGAAUCCAAGAUGGCUGGGGGGGGAGGGCUGGCAGCCAUGCUGGCACUGCCGGAGGGGCUGUUGGUCUGCGCCGUGCUCAGGCGGCAGCUCCCGGCUGUAUCGGCUGCUCCUGUGGCCCUGCACCCUGCCCAUGGGAACAAGGUGGCUGCCCUGAUGGGCGUGGCCAUCUCGGCUGCUGUGUCCCUGCUGGUGGGCGGGGCCAUGGCUGUCAUGGCUGCCAAGCCUGUGCUGGAAGGGUGGGGCUGGGGUGGGCGGGGCCUGCCUAGGGUGGCCAUUUUGGGGUGGGGCCCAAGGUGGGUGGUGGGGCCUGUGGCUCUGUUUACCCCUGACGGCCAUCUUGGAAAAGGGCAGCGCUGUGCCGCUGCCAUCCUGACGUUGCUCCCCCAGGGCCAUGUUGGGGGAUUUUUAACCUGGUUUUGGGGCCAAUUCUCACCCAAUAAAAUUAAAUAAUGUAAAAAAACCUUAA
Molecule: messenger RNA, 18384 nt
Organism: Columba livia (rock pigeon)
Lineage: Eukaryota; Metazoa; Chordata; Aves; Columbiformes; Columbidae
Exons: 18
Coding region: 5181-7904 (907 amino acids)
Source: RefSeq, a predicted model, not a curated record